AUGGACAUAGGAAAAGACAGAAUUAUUAUGGAACGCAAAAAUUGGAGGAAGAAUCAUCCUCAUGGCUUUGCUGCCAAGCCUGAUAAAGAUUCCAGUGGUGAUCUAGACCUUUACAGGUGGAGGUGUAUCAUCCCAGGCCCUAAAAAUACGAUUUGGGAAGAAGCCUUUCUUCCCUUAUAUAUGGAAUUUCCUGACGAGUAUCCAAACAAGCCUCCAAAAUGCCAGUUCAAGCCUGAUUUUCCUCACCCAAAUGUUUAUCCAUCAGGGACGGUCUGUCUCAGUAUCCUCAGUGAGGAUGAUGAUUGGAGUCCCUCUAUCAGUAUCUCCACUAUUCUGACCGGGAUCCAGGAUCUUUUAGGAAAGCCUAACCUUGAAUCUCCUGCUCAGCUUCCAGCUUUUGAGGCUUACAAGUCAAAUCCUAAAAAGUACAAUGACACUGUCAGAGAAUAUAUCUCGAAGAAUUCAGAGAAGGAUAAGUUCUACUAG
Messenger RNA from Moneuplotes crassus, 486 nucleotides. Lineage: Eukaryota; Ciliophora; Spirotrichea; Euplotida; Euplotidae. The record is from the annotation of a GenBank genome assembly.